Molecule: messenger RNA, 579 nt
Organism: Bactrocera tryoni
Lineage: Eukaryota; Metazoa; Arthropoda; Insecta; Diptera; Tephritidae
Product: early boundary activity protein 2-like
Exons: 1
Coding region: 1-579 (192 amino acids)
Molecular function (GO): DNA binding
Source: RefSeq, a predicted model, not a curated record
AUGUCAGGAAAAGUCCGAAGCCGUGUACAUGAAUUGUGGGCCGCGUCUUAUCAUGGGCCCUCCAUAGCUAGCCCCGAAUUGAAACGUCGUCGCGAAUUCGAAACUCGUUCGAAUGAUUCCAAAAGGCAGCGCACAGAAGCGCCAAUUCCACAAAUUCUUCCAAAUCCGGUAAAAGAUUUGGAAGAAAGUACCAUGAAAGAUGAUGAAAGCAAGACCGCAGAUAAUUUUGAAGCGCUCAAAGCCGCAGCCGCCGCUGAAAACUUAGUUGCGAUUGGACCAAAUGGCACAACUGUGAAAAAGGAGGAUUUUGACGCAUUACAAUGGUUGAACGCUGCACUUGUCACACGUAUGCUGUUGACUUUGAUAUUCGACGAGCAGACUUUGGCCACCCAUACGCUCAGCAGACUCUCGCCCGCAUUCCGUUGUCAGGAUCGUCUAACGAAGCCAUCAUUGGAUUUUGCAAAGGUCACCGAUAUCAUUUAUUGUAUCCGAGAAAGACUUGGUUGUUCGGAAAUGGAGAUUCGCUUGCCGAUAAUAAUGACGUGCUCCAACGUGGCCAGAUCGUUCAAAAGCAAAUGA